Molecule: messenger RNA, 1085 nt
Organism: Dermatophagoides pteronyssinus (European house dust mite)
Lineage: Eukaryota; Metazoa; Arthropoda; Arachnida; Sarcoptiformes; Pyroglyphidae
Biological process (GO): positive regulation of SREBP signaling pathway
Source: RefSeq, a predicted model, not a curated record
UUAGAUUGUUUGCAAUUCCAUUAUGUUUACAUUCUGUUAAAUAAAAACAAACUUUAUGCCACAUGAAAUAAUGUUGUUAUAUAGAUUUUCAAAUUAUCAUUUCAGUUCAAAUGUCUUUAAAUAAAUGUUGGCAUCAUAUUAAUCGUAUAUGGACAAUUCGAUGUUGGCGAAUGAAACGUAUUGCUAUUUGUUCAUCGAUCAUUACGGUCAUCAUCAUAAUCAUUUAUUUGACAAUAAUGAUAUUUUUAUUAUCGCCUAGCAAAAAUAAAAACACAAUUUCGGACUAUCUGACAACGAUCGUCAACGAACAAGAAGCUAGUGUUGAUAAUGAAAUGAAUGAUGAUGGAUUUUCAUCUUUACGGCGUCAACAUCGAUUGAAAGAAUCGAAUUCAAAUCUCGAAGAUGAUGUACAAAUUAACCAGCCUUCAUUGAGCAUUGACCUAAAAAGUAAUAACCAAUCUUCUAAAAGCUCAAUAACAAAAGCCAAACAUUUAGCUAUUAGCAAUGGUGACAAGAGCAUGAUCAUUUCUGGAAUUAAAUGUCGCAAUUCUAUGCAGGGGAAACUUUUAAUUACUGAUGAUCGAGGCCGUGUUUGUCAACGUCAACAUAUAAACAUCAAUGGUUGUUGCAAUGAUCAACAUUUCGAAACAAAAAAAUUUGUCUGCGAUACUUGUCAGCCUAAUAGAUGUUGUGAAAUUUACGAACAUUGUGUAUCAUGUUGUAUGGCACCUGAAAAUCGCGAUCAUUUAAAUGAAAUGGUUAACGAAAUUACGAAUGCUGAUGAAAAAGAAAAGAAAAUGCGUAAAUCAUUGCAAAUAUUUCUUUCAUCCAUUAGCGAUUCGUUUGAAUUAUGUUUAAUAAAAUGUCGUACAUCAUCUGCCUCGGUUCGACAUGAGAAUACAUAUAAGAAUCCUCGAACAAAACAUUGUUAUUCAUUCAUGACUGUAGAGUUAUUAACACAACAACAAUAGCAGAAAUUUUAAUCAAUGUAAUCAAGUUAAACACAAAAUUCGGACAUAAGCAAUAAUGAGCAUCUCAACAAUUUAUAAUCAAAGUGUAAUACAAAAGGCUACAGCCUGGGUUUU